Molecule: messenger RNA, 825 nt
Organism: Sturnus vulgaris (Common starling)
Lineage: Eukaryota; Metazoa; Chordata; Aves; Passeriformes; Sturnidae
Source: RefSeq, a predicted model, not a curated record
AUGGCGGCCGAGGGGCCGCAGGCGGGGCCGGACACGUCGUUGGUGUCCCUGUACCGCUGGUUGGACACGGUGCCACUGUCGCGGCCGCGCAGGAACAUCGCCCGUGACUUCAGCGACGGGGUGCUGGCGGCCGAGGUGGUGAAAUUCUUCUUCCCCUCCAUGGUGGAGCUGCACAGUUUUGUACCCACGAGCUCUACGGCGCAGAAAGUCGCCAACUGGGGCCACCUCAACAGGAAAGUGCUGAGUAAGCUGAAUUUGCGCGUCCCGGAGGAGAUGAUCCAACAGCUGGUCCAGAGCCGGCCGGGAAUGGCCGAGCAGCUCCUGCAGCUCCUGAGGGAGAAAAUCCAGGAGAGGCAGAGGCAGAGGAAGGUGAGGGAAUCCCCUGGGAAUGGGGAAUUCCCGGAAAUGGGAAUGUCCCAGAAAAUGUUGGACAUUGGGCCCCCAGCAGAGCCAGCAGCGCUGGAGGAGGGCGGAUACCUGGACACAGUGUCCCUGGGUGUCCCCACGGAUCCCUCUGGGGACCAGCACAUUCCCAUGGGAUCGGGGGACGGGAUUUGGGGUAACCCCCGGGCCACAGGCGGGCUCGAUGUCGCCACGUCCCUGUCCUGUGGCCGCGCCAGGGGGGUGCCAGCCCAGCCCGGGGCUGUCCUUGGGGACAUGCGACAGCAGCUGGAGGAGCGCGAGCAGGCGCUGCAGCUGGCGAGGGACACGAUCCAGAUCCUGCAGGCCAAGGUGGGGCGGCUGGAGCAGCUCCUGCUCCUCAAAAAUCUCCGCAUCGACGACCUGAGCCGGCAGCUGCAGCAGCUCCAGGGCCAGCGCCGCUGA